Cylindrotheca closterium is the source of this 291-nucleotide messenger RNA. NCBI's taxonomy places the organism in Eukaryota, Bacillariophyta, Bacillariophyceae, Bacillariales, Bacillariaceae. The record is from the annotation of a GenBank genome assembly.
AUGAAACAGCAACACCAAUUGUUUGCCAUGGGCGCCAGUGUCAUCAUAUUUUUAAUGGCAAGCCGCGUGUACAUGUUUCUGCAUGCGACUGAAGCCACAAUGAAGGUUUCCGCGAAAGAAGAAUGGUAUCCUUCCAUCAAAGAAUUGAAUACGCAAGACGAUGAUGAGCCCAGUGAAGAAGGAAUCCCAUUUGAGGCCAUGUUGGUGAACAAUAAACUAUCCACCACUCCGGCAAACACUACUACAAGCCAAGCGGCUGGCAACCCCAACUCUUCUUAUGUUCGAAAGUAG